Molecule: messenger RNA, 819 nt
Organism: Adineta steineri
Lineage: Eukaryota; Metazoa; Rotifera; Eurotatoria; Adinetida; Adinetidae
Source: the annotation of a GenBank genome assembly
AUGAAAUCGAUUUAUUUAGGUAAUACAACAAUGGAUGCAACACUUUCAUUUGUUAUGGCAAAUAUGGCUCAAUGUCAACCGAAUCAUAUUGCAUUAGAUCCUUUUUGUGGCACAGGUGGAAUUCUUCUUGCUUGUGCUGAAUAUGGUAGUUAUGUUGUUGGUAGUGAAUUUGAUUGGCGUCUAUUAACAGCAAAAGCUAAACCAACUAAAGCCAAUACGAAAAACUUAGCUCGUAAACCAGAUGAAAUGAUGUAUAAAAAUUUUUCGGAUUAUGGUACAUUAAAUCGUUUUUUGGGUGUUGUUGGAGCUGAUUUUGCAUAUCCACCAUGGCGGCCAGCAUUUUCUUUUGAUGCUAUUAUAUCUGAUCCACCUUAUGGUAUUCGUGAAUCAUCUCAACAUAAAAGUCGUCGACAAGGUGAUGCAACAGAUACUGAACCAGAAAAAUAUGAUUUAACAAAUAUUUAUGUUGAUUUAAUAAAUUUUGCUAAUAUUUAUUUACGUAUUGGUGGUCGAUUAGUUUUUUUUAUGCCAACACAUAUAAUGACAUAUGAUGAAAGUUUAUUACCAACACAUCCAUGUUUCAAAUUAUUUUCUAAUGAUGAACAACAACUUAAUCAUACAACUAGUCGACGAUUAAUCACAAUGAUUAAAGUACGUGAAAGUACUGGUGAUGAAAAAGCUACUGUGAAUGAAAAACUAUUUAAUAAUUUUCGUGAUUUAUAUUUUACACCAAAUACUAAAAUUUGGGAACAAUUGAACAGUGAAAAUGAUACAAGUAAUUCUUCUGUUGUUUCGAAAAAAAGAAAUCAUGAUGAAUGA